Messenger RNA from Daphnia pulex (common water flea), 6975 nucleotides. It is a transcript of the gene chico, whose product is annotated as mucin-17-like. Gene Ontology annotation, cellular component: plasma membrane; cytosol. NCBI's taxonomy places the organism in Eukaryota, Metazoa, Arthropoda, Branchiopoda, Diplostraca, Daphniidae. Gene Ontology annotation, biological process: insulin receptor signaling pathway. Gene Ontology annotation, molecular function: insulin receptor binding; phosphatidylinositol 3-kinase binding. The transcript has 7 exons. The record is from RefSeq and is a predicted model, not a curated record. The coding region runs from base 1341 to 6371 and encodes 1676 amino acids.
UCAACAAGAAACGCCAGAUGAAAAUUAUAUAACACAGUAGAAAUCGACUACCAAACAUUUGUUUUAGUUUAUUCAAGAAAUUCUCGACUUUCAAAAUACAAACCAGCUCAUUGAAGAAAUUAUCUCGAUCCGGAAUCUUUAUGAAUGACUCAGAAGUUGUUGUUGUAAUGUGAAUUGUUAUCUACAUCACCCGACAUUUCUGAUAACAAAUUCUUUUCGUGUGAUCUGAAAAUGUGAACAAUACAAUUAUUUUGACGCAGGCCAGACGUUAAAUAAGUGUCGUUUUCAAUCCAAAGCGAUAUUGGAGAUAUCCUUUUUAUAAUUGCCGCUAGUGGCGCUAGUAGUCCAUGCCCGCUCUCUCUUUAAGCCCAUCUUGUUUCUUCUUUCACCGAGCGAAUGGUGCAACGAAUCGGGGAUGGGAAAAACCAGAAUAUCGAUGCCUCCACGCCAAGAACUACGUACGUAACGUUCUCCAACAACAACUCUAGUAGCUGUCUGCUCAAUGCUCAUUCCAUGCUAACCUCCUCACGCCCUUAUAUAACCACCCCUUUUGUCUGCUGCCCACUACACACACCGACGCCAACUUCAAUGAAUGGGCGAGAUCGGGAGGCCCACCCAACAAACCACCCACUACUCUCUACACACAGACGUCUGAGUCGUUGGUUCGUUCGUGAGUCGCAGAAAAUUUGUGACCUUGGUUAUUCCCUUACUCCCUUUUUCAGCACGCAUACUCACGAUAGAUGAGGAGGUUCACAAGCGAGUGACUUUUUAGCUUCUCUCUCUCUCUCUCUCUCUUUUUCGGCGCUGCUGCUGCAAUUGUGUGACGCAAUCUGAAAAAUUGUUCCACGUAUAAUUCACGGAGAACCUACAUCUACGCCACCCACUCGAUUUUCUCGCUGCUAUUCGGCAUAGAUUUUGGUGAUCGAAAAACAAUCGUCGUGAGUGUUGUUUCUCCCGAUGUGUGUAUGUGCACACUUGCACUUUUGAAUGGCUUCUUUUUCCGGACUGAUUGACGGCCGGAUUUUAUUUUCGUAUUGGUGUUGUGCUGCACGUUAAAGUGCUGUGCCAGUUCCGGAAGCCUAACACGGUCACUGCGUCGUGCAAAGACGCACAUUUUUAACAGAUUGUGUUUCUUGUGUUUGGCAAACACAUACAUAUGCCCAGUUUUUCCUUGUAGGCAGCACAAGUGUUUUUCAGUUGGUGCAGCUAUUCGUGCCCUUCUAGUCUACUCGUCUGGUCUGCAAUUUGUGCUCCAGUGACAGCAGCUUUGGAUUUAUAUUAUCACAACUUGAAAACAUGUGCAGCAUUUCUUCGGCAUCUUUGGAUUUAUAUUGCUGAGAAUGAUGUUGCCCCACGAUGUUACAGAUCAUGCAGAAGCCAUGAGACCUGAUUCCACUGAGCCUUAUAGGCCAGGAGGGAUUCUGCUCUUUGGCUAUCUACGAAAGCUCAAGCGUAUGAAGAAAAAAUUCUUCAUCUUAACAGCUGACAGUGAAAGCAAUCCUGCCCGUUUGGAAUAUUUUGAUUCAGAGAAGAAAUACAAGAAUGGUCAGACAGCGAAAAGGUCAAUUGUCAUCAAGUCAUGCUUCAGUAUAAACAGAAAGACCGACUGCAAGCACAAGUUUGUUGUGGCAGUCUACACCAAUGAAGAUUGCUUCCCAAUUGCCUUUGAGUCUGAGGAAGAACUAAUUAAGUGGUUCAUCCCCCUACUGGAAAUUCAUCUGGCUGACAAAAUUUCAGAAGGGGAAGAGCUCAAACCUAUUUACGAGCAUGUGUGGCAGGUGACGGUGCAGCGGAAGGAUUUGGGCAGCCGGAAAAACAUUUUGGGUCCUUAUCGCCUGUGCUUGAACACCACCACCAGGGUUUUGACUCUCUUCAAGAUGCCACUAUGUCUUCCGCUGGAAUUAUGGGAGUUUCCAGUCAUGACUAUCCGUCGUUGCGGCCAGACCAAUCAUCAGUUUUUCAUGGAAAUGGGCCGCGGAGCGAUAACGGGUGCAGGUGAACUUAUUAUGGAACUCGAAGAAGCAGCGGUCGCUCAAAAUGUGCACGGAGCCGUCCUCGAGGCCAUGAAGAAUUCGGCCAAAGAUGAUCUCGGACCGAGGCCAAGGACGAGAUCGUCUUCGGCCAACGAGCAAAAUCGGCCAUCUUUGCAGCCCAGCUGGAAUCCUCCAGCUCCAUCCGUCGUUCCAGUUUCGACAACUGCAGGGCUGGUCCGGAAUCGAGCCGACAGCGUGCCUUCCAGGUCGAGAACGACCAGUGAAAACGCUGCUGUCACUCCGACGCACGACAGCCGCCCAUCUUCUGUUCUCUACGCCCACGAGGGAUCUUCAACGUCGCCUCCGAUGGCCGUCAAGUCAAUACCCAAUUCGUUUUCCAUGGACGAUAUGGAGGCUCCUCUGCAUCCGGUCAACAAUUACAUCCGUAGCCGCCUCAGUCACACGGCCACACCGGAGAACAGUUUGCCCAAGGAGUCGACGAUCCUGGAAGAGGACAGGAAUGACGCAUAUUUAAUGAUGUCACACGUUGAUCAGCCUCCAUCGACCUCAGAUUACUUGUCCAUGACGCCUAGAGGUCCUCUAUCUUCUUCGCCAAGUGCUCCAUCCGUAUCUACAAUGGGGCCCACGCGAGCCCUUUCUCUUUCCAAUACUUCAGUUCAAGGCGGAUGCAAGAACAGGGUUACGCCCGCGCCGUCGGGCCCGCCGCCCAUCAAACCGCCGCUUCACCCUCAGAAUCCUUACAUGGAUAUGUCGAGCCCGGUGACGACAUCAUCUUGGGCGUCGCCUCCACCAAGUGCUCAAGAUGGUUACCUCCCCAUGUAUCCAUCCGGAAGUGCUCCCGGAUCAGUGGGAACGCGCUCUGGAACUCACACCCGAUCCAGCAGUUUCUGUGAUGAACCGCCGGAAAGCUACGUGCCCAUGGCACCGCAAAGUGUGGCCAGCUCUGUGACGUCACGAGACGAAGAAGGUGGCUCUUAUAUGGACAUGCAAUGUCGACGAAGUGUUCCAAGAGAAGCACACCAUCUUCGUGGUCGGCUCAGUCCUGCUAGCGGUAGUUCGCUGGCCAGCUCUUUUACUUCAGGGACACCACCGGUCGGUCGGUUCCAGGAAUACCACCUGGAGAAGGUGUCGUCGUUUUUGACCCCGUCGGAGGACGACGACUCUCUGUCGUCGUUGAGUUGCAGACAAUCUCGAGCCUAUUCAGUUGGUUCCAGACCAGAAAUCAGAGCUCGGAAAAUGGCAGCCGUCAAUCACGAGCAAGCGCCCACUGUUGCCCCCGCUGUUCCACCACCAACGUCCACCGGUUACACGACCACUGCCCAUACAGCUAUAGCCAAUCAGGACGCAAGGGUAAGGGCCUACUCGGUGGGAAGUCGAGUGACGCCUGGAAAUAGCAAAUUAUCCGCUUCCAGCAAUGGAUCGUCGUCAUCAGUCAGCUCGUCCCGCCAUGAACUAGAACCGGCGGCUAAUCCUAAUCACCAGAGUCCGACUCAUGGCCAUCAGCAGCAGCCGGACGAGAGUCAACGGAAAAAGUCAUUGAGCGUACCCUAUUUAGGCACUUCAACGCCAGCUGGAUCUGUAGCCAACAUCCCUUACGCCGGAUCGAAUCCAACUGGAACGUUCUUCCGCACGCUGUUGAGUCAACAGGCAACGGCCGUUCGUCGCGAAAAUGAUCUGAUGGAAAUAGAAUUCGCCCGGGCUUUGAAUGGCCUAAAUGUUAGCUCAGACAGUUUCCUAGGAAUCGACCAGGUCGAUUGCGCCGCCUCCUCUUCCUAUACCGGACAAUUCGGAUCGACCGAUAGUGUGGGCCGCUCUUCUGUCGCCUCUACGAAUUCCAGCACAGCCGGGGCUGGCGGGCGGCCACGAUCGGCUUCUAAUCAGUCUCGCCCGUCUUUCGGUUCUAAUCGGAGUAUUGUCAGCGGGAAACCGAAAUUAGAUUCCUUCCGAUCUAGGGAAGGUAGGCUGCGACUGGAACGGCUGGAAAGUGUUCCGCAAGGCCGCGAUCAGGAUUACAUUGAGUACGGAGAGAGUCGGCAACAUCUCAGAGGAGUUGAAUCACCGGAUGUCAGUGGUCCAAAAAUCGUCAACAAGGCAGAACAUGAUCAAGACAGCGCUGACGAAUACGUCGAACUGGCACACCCCAACAGCCGAUUGAGUAACGUGCGAUUGUCGGUUUCUGAAUCAGAGCAAGUUGGCAGAGUCGUCUCUCCCGGAAGUGAUUACAUGUCCAUGGACGGAUCUAAGAACAAAAUGGUCGCUUCCAUGAGCACCGUCCUCUGUCAGCUCGGCCAAGAUCCUUCCGCCAGCUACAUCGACAUGAACUACAACAGUAAAAGAACUCCAUCAUAUCCGGGUUCCGUGUCUGAUGAUUUUACCUACUUACCCAUGGAUUACACGCCCAGAUCUUCCAGGAACCCAUCAAGGCAAUCUUCUCAGACUGAUUUGAUUUUAGCACUUGGAACAGUGUCGCCAUCUAUGAGAGGCUCGCAAACUCCUCGCUCGGAGUCUGCCCGGCAUUCGCGGACCGAAGAAAGCUUGCAAGAACAAAAUUACAUGGAAAUGACGUUCGAAAAUCCUUCAGAUCCGGCACUUCGUGUCGACAAGUCUGUCCGUUCUCGCAUUCCCAGCCCAUACGAUGGAUCGCAGACGGACACUGAAACUCCAUCCGCCGUGUCUGCCAAAGGCAGCAGCAAAAAGUCGGCCUUCCUGUCCAAUUUGUUUGGACGCAAGUCCUUCAGCGCUGGCAAAUCGGCAACGUCUCCUACCGCUGCGACACCAGCGGACAGUGGGACGUUGCCUAGGUCGUCCAGAAGUAUGCCACCAAGUCCUUUUUCAUCGCUGAAACGGCCUAGCAAGUCGAGCAAGACACGACGCACCACAACAGCGGGGCCGAUUGCUCAAUCACUUUCACCCGUUUCGCCGGAUGUCGAUUUGUCUUCGGCCUUGUUGUUUCAUCAGCGCAGUCAGAGUAUGCGGUCACACUCGAUUGGCCACUCGCGUAGCAGCUUGCAUAGUCCCUUGACUCCGCCCAGUCCCUCUGCGGAUUUUUCGAUGAUCCAUCCGCAGUUUUCGCCGCCAUCGCCGUCCGUGGUUAUUGCGCCCAAGCCGGGCAGUUCGCAGCCAAUCAGCAUCUCUCUUCAAAGGCAGACCUACACUCCGCGGGGCUCUCCUCACACUGGAAUUCCAGCCUUGAAUUUGAGCCGGAUGGUCGCUGAUCCAGAUGAAUAUGUUCUCCAUCAUACGCGAUAUUCUGCCAGUCCUAGCCGCCUCAUGCCUAUGCCCACUCUGUCACCUCUGCCGGAGGUUUUGCUCAACACGGCAACGCUCUCCAAGGCUGAGAAAGCGGGCAACCGGAAUUCAACCGCAGGAAAAAUCAACGAGGGUUACAUGAACAUGGAUUUCGGGGCCAACAAGUCGUCGGCAACGAGCAUCCAGCCCCCAAAGUUCAUCUUUGAAGAGUUACCCGGCUCUGGUGAGGUUACACCGACGAUGCCUAGCACUCCAUCAAGAGCCGAGACUAGCCUGCCUGUUCGAAUACCUUUGAAAGCCAACGAAGAUAAAGAGAAUUCUGUCAGCUCACAGCAGCCUAACUUCGUAGUCGAUAGUGAUACAUUAGUUUCGUCAACUGGCAAUGGAACGUCAACCGCAGCUACACCUACCAACUCCAUUCCAAGCAAGCAGAGAGCUAAUAGUUUGGAGAAGAUCGUUUGCGCUUUGGAAAAGGCUAUUAUUGGACCAAAGCGACACAGUAGUGGUGACAAACCCAAACGAUCGGGGAGUACAGCAGUAGCAAUUCAGAGGUCAAACAGUUAUCAGCCGUCGUCUGCUGGUCGCGUUAUUUAUGCAGGCAGCAAGCCAGCGUCACUUUUUCCAUUAUUGACGGACAUCCCGGCUGGAAAGGUGAUGUCGAUUUCGACUAAAGACAGCCAAAAUGGCAAGAAUCCGAAAUCUUUGCCUGGCCAACAGGCGACCAACGCAAACAGCCGGACGUCUUCCUCUUCGUUGGUCAGUUUGGGCGAAGACUCGAUAGCUGGAGAACUCCAAGCUGUCAAUUGGAACUCGAGUUCGUCGACAUUCAUACCGUUGACUGUCGGACAGAGUCCCACUACCCUGCCAUCCAAAUCGCCCUCCCCGUCGCUUCUCUCUCGGCCAACUUCAGUGCAAAGUGAAAGAGCUAUUCAUUAUGCUCAAUUGGAUCUGACACCAUCGACCGGCCAGCGAUCGACGCCAAAAGAUGAUUUCCUCGAUGAAGUUCCCAAAAGUCCGCGCAUUCCAAGACCGACUUCAGCUUCCGCGGUCUUUGGCGCUGACAUUACUACCGCUUACGCUCAAAUUGAUUUUAAAAAGAGCGAAGGAAUCAAGACAAGUAAUCCGUGAAAUGAAAUCGUAGCAUAUAAUUGAUACCAGAGACAUCGAAACGUCCGUUUGAAGUUUUAUCCCAAAUUGUCCUAGUUGUCAAAAGAGGGCAGACUCAAAACCAGCCUCGGCCGUCAUCAACCGACCAUAAUUUGUUUUCGUUACUUUUUUUUAAUUCUUCGGCUUUUUUCGCCCUUGGUUUCUCGUCGUUUGUUUCGUUCAUUUGUUAUCAGAUUAUUAUUUUUUUUUUUUCAAAAGACUCACACAAACCCAGAUGUAGCCCAAUCUUCCAGUAAUCGACUAGUCCUCGAUUUUGUGCAUCCAGUAACUACUUUUCUGUAGCUUGUUUUUUAACCCGAGAUACGUACGUAUGCAUAGGGUAAUGGCUAACCAAAAUGCUUUUUAUACAGUGUACCUAUAGCUAAUGUAGAAUUGUGGUGUACAUGUCCGAAGGUCCGUCUUCUUCUCUUAUGUUAUAUUUUUUUCUAUCGGGGGAAAUAGUAGAUUUUAAUUUUUUUUCGCGUGAAGUGUUUGUGUGUGUUUUUUUUUUGUACAUGGCAAAAUGGACAGUGAUUUUCAACGAGAUCCAGUCCUUCAUAUUUUAAUACAACAAUUGUGCAUUUUU